Messenger RNA from Penaeus chinensis, 3031 nucleotides. Its product is annotated as putative N-acetylated-alpha-linked acidic dipeptidase. The record is from RefSeq and is a predicted model, not a curated record. The transcript is spliced from 17 exons. Gene Ontology annotation, molecular function: carboxypeptidase activity. NCBI's taxonomy places the organism in Eukaryota, Metazoa, Arthropoda, Malacostraca, Decapoda, Penaeidae. Bases 14 to 2233 code for a protein of 739 amino acids.
CCGUGGCGAGAGGAUGGGAAAAUUUUCGUUCCUGACUGGCUGUCUCGCGGCCGCUUUGGGGCUGACUAUCGCUCUUGGUCUAGUGAUCCUGUUCGCGACGAGUCACAUGAGGAAUGGCCGGAGUGAUCAUGAGGAAAAGGAUUUACUCACCCUCGAGGAUUUUGAGGAUUAUAUCAUGAAUAAUGUUGAUCCUCAGAGCAUAAGGCAGAUCUUACGUAACCUGACAACCCUCCCCCACCUGGGCGGCACGGCGGAGGAGUGGCAGAUGUCGACACUCAUUUCUGACACCUGGCGCCAGCAGGGCAUGGAUGAGGUCCACAUGGUGCCAUAUGAGGUGCUUCUGUCAUACCCGAGCAAGGAAGUGCCCAAUCUGGUCCGCCUCGUCGACCAAUUUGGCGGCGCGGCGUGGACGUCGGCGGCCAAACAGAAGCCGUUAUAUUCCCCCGAAGAAUCAAAUCCUGACGUUCCUUUCACUUUCAAUGGUUAUGCGGCUCCCGGGAAUGUCACGGGUGACGUGGUUUAUGUAAAUUACGGCCGAUCCCAAGACUUCGAGACUUUGUCUGAAAAAGGAAUUAAUCUCGAGGGGAAGAUCGUGAUCGCUCGCUAUGGAAGGAUCUUCAGGGCGAAUAUUGCCCAGAUGGCAGAGGGCCUGGGCGCCGUCGGCCUCGUCCUCUUCAGCGACCCUUCGGACUUCGCUCCCGAAGGACCCGAGUUCGUGUAUCCUCGAUCCUCCUUCCUGCCGCCGACGGCCGCGCCCUUCGGCACCGUCAAGCUCGUCGACGGCGAUCCACUCACGCCCUUCUACCCCGCCACCAAGAGCGCCUUCCACAUUCCCAUGGCAGACGCACCCAUUCCUACCAUUCCAGUUCAGCCCAUUGGGUAUGAGGACGCUUGGCAGAUCCUCAGCCGGCUAGGUGGUCCCCCUGCCCCAGGGGAGUGGCAAGGCGGUCUAAACAUCACCUACAACCUCGGUCCUGGAUUCUCACGCCCCGGAUGGAAGCUCAACUUGGAUGUCAACAACAACAACACACACACUACAACUUACAAUGUUAUUGGUGUUAUAAAGGGCAGAGUGGAGCCGGACAGAUAUGUGUUACUGGGAAACCAUAUUGAUGCCUGGAUUUUCGGAGGUUUGGACCCCAACUCUGGAACGGCUGCCAUGUUGGAAUUGUCUCGAGUGCUCACCAAUCUCGUUAAGGAAAAAGGCUGGCGUCCGCGCAGAUCCCUGGUGUUCUGCGCGUGGGGCGCCGAGGAAUACGGACUCGUCGGGUCGCUGGAGUGGACGGAGCAGUUCGGCAAGCAGCUGGCGGACAGGGCGGUGGCUUACCUUAAUGUUGACAUGGCGAUUGAAGGCAAUUAUACGCUACGUACUAAGUCUGCGCCGCUGUUGUAUCAGGUCAUAUAUGAGAGCGCCAGGAGGAUUCCGAACCCGGACCCAGAAGAGGCAAAGGCAGGUCGCCUCACCGUCUAUGACACCUGGGCCUUGCGAAAACCCGAUCCCGUGAAGGCGAACUCUCCACUGAUGCAGUUUAUAGGAUCUGGUAGUGAUUAUAAGGGAUUCCAGCACAACCUUGGGAUUCCUUGCAUGGACACGAGGUAUACUCAUAGUGAUCAUACCCUAGGGGAGCCCCAAUACCACACUCUCUACGAAACCUUCGCUCUGGUGGACGAAAUCUACGACAGAGGUUUCCAUUUCCACAAGGCUGUCACCGCUCUCUGGGGGCAUAUUACCCUGAGGCUGUCGGAACCCAAGAUCCUGCCCUUCUCUCUCGACGCCUAUGCCACUUUCCUUUCAAGGGCUUCAGACAACAUUUUAGAGAAAUAUGGGGACCUCAUCAGUUCUCAAAACAUAACAAUGGACUAUUUUACCGCAGCAGUUCAAAAGUUCAAUUCAACAACAGUUGCCUUCAACAACUCGAUUGAGAAACUGGACCUUGAUAACCCAUUAGCAGUCCGACACGUUAACGACCAAUUAAUGAUGGUUGAGAGAGCGUUUAUCGACGCCCGCGGACUUCCUGGUCGCCCGGAUUAUAACCACGUCGUGACGGCGCCGAGCAAGAACGACGCAUACUCCGGCACGGCCUUCGCUGGCCUGUCUGACACCCUGUGCAGCCUGCAGGAAGCGCCGGAUGACCUGCGACCUAACCUGUGGGUGACCUUCUCCCAGCACCUGGCAGCUGUAACCCAUGUCCUGGAAACGGCCAGCAGAGUUUUGACUGAUGACCUGUGGUAGUUUUUUCUCCAUGCGAUUUUUCUCUUUUCUUUCUCUGUUUCUUUUUUACUUUCUCUCUUUCUUUCUCUCUCUAUCUCCCCCCCCCCCCUCUCUCUCUCUCUCUCUCUCCCUCUCUCCCCUACAUUUUCACUCCUGCUUCUCCUCUAUCUCUUCCUCUUUUCCUUUCUGUCUUAUUUUUAGUUCUCUGUCAUUGUUUUCCUUCUCUCCCUUAAUUUUUCCUUUCUAUUCAUAUUUCUGUUCUACAAAUCUUAGUGCUGAUGUUCAUGAUUUUAAGUUUCCCUUUAUGCUAGCCUAGCUUAGUCUCAAAGCUUUUCUUUUGUUUGUUCAUAUUUAUAUGUUUUUCCUCUCUAUAUACUGUUGCCCUACCCUUCCUUCUACCCCCCCCCCACCUUUUUUUUCAAUACUCUUCCCCUUUAUUCUAUGGAAACUAUACUAAAGAUCUACCUUCCCUGGAUCUACCCUCUCUAUGCUAGCCUUUCUCUUAUCUGUCCUCAUCCUUGAUCUCUCCCUACCUUUUCUUUAUCCAAACCCUCAUUUCUAUGUUCCUUUUUAUUUUAAGCAUAAUGAUUAGUAUUUUCCACUAUUUGUGUUCAUUUUAUUACUCCGUGUUAUUCCAUAAAGAUUUGUAUCGUCACUUUCUUUUACUUUUAUUAUUUUUAUCUGUUAUUUUUAAAACUGCAAGUUGAUUUUUUUUUUUUUUUUUUUUUUUUUUUUUGCAGCAACCAUUACCGGUUGCUGUAUAAAUAUUGUAUUUUAAAUAAUUGUUGCAAGAAAGUAGAUGUACGUCUUGUCCCCCUU